AUGCCUAUGAUUCACCUGAGUGGCGAAGAUGAGGACGAAGUGAAGAAGAUCUCUCGCGAGAUUGAUCUUGUGGUUACAAGCCGAGUUCAUGAGAUUAGUCGUCAGAAGUCCCUGGAGUACGCGGAGCGUGAAUUCCUACAGCAGCAGUUGACAUCCAUAGAGAAUCGAACCUAUCUGUGGGUUACUCUGACGUUGGAUUAUAUCGAGAACACCCCAGGCUUUACCAAAGGGCAAAUUCGCCGUGUCAUUAAUCAUCAAAUACCUCGGACGGUGGAUGAGGCUUAUGACAAAAUCUUGAACCGGAGCAGUAAUCGCGACAAAGCGAAGGUGUCCCUCGCCUUGGCUGUAACGCCAGGAUGCCAAUCCUACGACGGAAUCAAGGAUGAGAUUGAGCCUGUUGAACGAUUCAAAUUUACUUUGAGACAAAUCUGUGGCCUUCUUUUGACGGUCAUUGACAGCAAGGUUUACCUACUUCAUCAAUCCGUCAAGGAAUUCUUGGUCUGGAAAAACCCCCCAAUGAAUUACAGUCCACCUGAGAAUACCUGGAAGAACACUCUCGUGCUAUCACACUCAAACAGAGUUAUGGCGGAGACUUGCAUGCGAUAUCUUCUUGCCGAUCUUGAUGAAACACAUCUUUGCACAUUCAGGCUCAAGAGGAGAUUGAAGUUCUCGCAAGCUCUCUCUGUGAGGUAA
This is a messenger RNA of Penicillium odoratum, 693 nucleotides long. RefSeq lists its product as uncharacterized. Bases 1 to 693 code for a protein of 230 amino acids. The record is from RefSeq and is a predicted model, not a curated record. NCBI's taxonomy places the organism in Eukaryota, Fungi, Ascomycota, Eurotiomycetes, Eurotiales, Aspergillaceae. The transcript has 3 exons.